Sander lucioperca (pikeperch) is the source of this 1540-nucleotide messenger RNA. RefSeq names its product zinc finger BED domain-containing protein 1-like. NCBI's taxonomy places the organism in Eukaryota, Metazoa, Chordata, Actinopteri, Perciformes, Percidae. The coding region runs from base 274 to 720 and encodes 148 amino acids. The record is from RefSeq and is a predicted model, not a curated record. The transcript is spliced from 4 exons.
ACCGUGCUUCCAGGUUGUUGGGGAACGUGCGAAAAAUUGUUGGAUAUUUUCACCGCAGCCCGAUUGCAUGUCACGCCCUACAGGAAAAACAAACUCUGAUGGAUUUACCAAAACAUAAACUGAUCCGAGACAUAAUCACCAGGUGGAACAGUUCAUUCGAAAUGCUUGAACGUUUUUUGGAACAACAGGCAGCUAUAAUGGCAACUUAAUACCACGGACCUACGAAAGGCGGUCACAGAUGUAGGCAGGCUGAGUGAGAGUGAUAUUGCCAACAUGGAUGACAUUGUUCAGUUGAUGGGUCCUGUCAAAAUGGCAACCACUGUGAUGUGUGAAGAAGACCAGCCAACUCUCUCUGUAAUUGCUCCUCUUCAAGCAAAACUGCUGAAACACCUGCAGCCAUGCGAAGACGACUCAACCCUGGUUGCAGAGAUGAAGAGGGUGAUGGCCGAUGACCUCUCCACACGCUACAGAGGCACCCAAGAUGCUCUCAACAUAGCAUCAGCGUUGGACCCUCGAUUUAAAGAACUGCCCUACCUGGAAAAAGAGGACAGAGAACAGGUUUACACAAAACUGGUUUUUGAGUUGCAGAAGUGUCCCACCAGAUGCAAGCAACGGGAAAUCAGGAGGAAGACGAGGGAAGCUCAAGCACAAAGCUGUCACGAUUCAAUGAAGAGACCACAGCUCCAAAUGAGUCACCUCCUUGUAAGAAGAAAGCCUUAGAUGCACUGUUUGGCGAUUCCUUCACCCAAAGAGAAAGAAAAUCCACAAGCGAGACAGCCAGAGCAGAGGUGUUAAGGUACCGAGCAAAAGAUGCGUUGCCUUUGACUGAAAACACCAUGAAGUGGUGGAGAUCUCAGGAGAAAGAGCUACCUGUACUUUCAACCCUUGCUGAACGGUACCUGUGCAUUCCAGGCACCAGUGUGCCAGCAGAGCGAGUUUUUAGUACUGCUGGUGACAUAGUGAACGCACAGAGAAGUGUUCUGCGGCCAGAUCAUGUUGAUCAGUUGAUAUUUUUGAAAAAAAAUCUGUAGAGUCAUUGAAGAGUAGUUGGUUACACUUGAUCUUUUGUUGAAUAUUGUUUGUUUAUUAAAAUGAGUAGUAGCAGGUUCAGCCACGGCUCAUUCAACCUGAAGAAAUGUUGGUUGCACUUUAUUUUUGAUAUUAAUACUGUAUUUGUAUUAUUUUUAUGUUGAAAAACAACAGCAGAAGUAGCAGGUAAACCUACUGUUGAAAUGUUGGUUGCACUUACUGUACUUUUAUUGAAAAUGUAUUGAAUAUUGAAAAUGAGAGCAGAACAUUUUAACUUCCUGUUAAUUCAACCUAAAGUGUUGGUUGCACUUUAUUCAAAUAAAAUGUGAAUGCAUUUGCCAUUAAUUGUUGUUUACUUGUUUGUUUAUAUCCAUAAUUAAUUGAUACCUGAUUCCCUUACAAGAAACAACAGGAAUCUAGGAAACUUCACCUGCACUGUCCAGUAUCCAGGUAUUUAUUUCAGUCACACUGGUUGAAUUUUUGGCUAAAAAGUUACUGAAUCGAUUUCAAG